AUGUCCACCGCGACCUUUUCUCACGCUGCUCAAGCGCGCAUCCAGAAGCCUAUCAACGCAGCGCUCUUCCAGCUCUCCGUCACGGCCAACAAAGCCCACAAUCUGACGCAAGGCCGAUCCAAAGUUCUUUCGUACGUCUCUUCCAAUCCAAGUGUCAACCUCAUCGUCCUUCCAGAAAUUUGGCAGUCCCUCUACGGCACGCAGCACUUUGCAACGUAUGCCGAAGACUUUGGAGGUCUGUGGGGCAAGAUCAAGGGUCAGACUAGCUCGAGGGAGCAAGGUGUAGAGAGAAGCGAGAGGAGAUGGAGCAUCGACAAUGAGAAUAGCGCGGGCGCAGUUGAGCUGGGCGAAGAUUGCAAGAGCGAAAGCCUGUUGAUGUUGAGCAAAUUAGCAAAGGAGACGGGUUGCGUCGUCGUUGGUGGGAGCAUACCGGAGAGGGAAGAUGACAGGCUCUACAACACGGCAAGCGUCUUUGACGAGAAAGGUCAGAUAGCAAACGUUCCUCUCUGCAUCUUUCUUACCCCCUUGCACACACUGCUGUCUAACGCUCGUCUUCAUCCGCCAUACCUGCCCCGUUCUAGGCCGAAUCAUCUCGCUCUUCAGAAAGGUGCACCUGUUCGAUAUCGACGUGCCAGGCAUGAAAUUCCAAGAAUCCCUGACGCUGUCGCCAGGCGAUCAGGUGACUAUGUUUGACUGCUGUGCGUGAGCAUAGCUCUGGGCGAGUCCAGCGAUACAUAACUGAUCAGCUACUUGUCUGUGCCCUCGACAGCGCUGGGAAGGUUCGGCCUGGCUAUAUGCUAUGAUAUGCGGUUCCCGGAGCUGGCGCAGAUCGCAUCGAGGGCCGGAGCAUGCGGGAUGAUCUACCCGGGUGAGCUGCGCAUCACGCCUCGACACCCAGAAGCGCUCGCUGCCUCUCACUAUUUUGCUCGUCGGCGCGUCCCCCCUUUUCCUUGCACAAUGACAGGCGCUUUCAACACAACCACAGGUCCUCGAUCCUGGGAGCUUCUACUCCGUGCACGAGCAGCCGAUAAUCAGCUGUACGUCCUAGGCUGCUCCCCUGCUCGUCCACCCGCUCGCGAUCUAGAAGUAGAAAAGUAUUACCCUGCGUGGGGUCACAGUACGGUCGUCGAUCCCUGGGGCACCGUCUUGGCCACGACCGACGAGACGGAUAGCGUAGUGACGGCAAAGUUGGAAAAGGAGAUUGUGGAAGCUUGCAGGAAGGGUUUGCCUGUGAGCACUCAACGUGAGUCUUUUUGUAUGCCUCGGAAACGCACCUGCGCUCAAUUGACAAUGCGUCGCUCUGGUGUCUGUUCAACGUGAUUGAAUAGGUCGCUUUGAUCUGUACGCUGACGUCUCGCGAGAGGGCCCCUCAGGCAAGGGCGAGGCGCCGCGAUAA
This is a messenger RNA of Ceraceosorus bombacis, 1396 nucleotides long. NCBI's taxonomy places the organism in Eukaryota, Fungi, Basidiomycota, Exobasidiomycetes, Ceraceosorales, Ceraceosoraceae. The record is from the annotation of a GenBank genome assembly.